This is a messenger RNA of Aspergillus calidoustus, 795 nucleotides long. The record is from the annotation of a GenBank genome assembly. NCBI's taxonomy places the organism in Eukaryota, Fungi, Ascomycota, Eurotiomycetes, Eurotiales, Aspergillaceae.
AUGGCGUUUCCCUAUAAGAAGAUACUUCUCAUCGGAGCUACUUCUGGUAUUGGCCGCGCUUUAGCUGGAAGUCUUGUUGAAAAUGGGCGCUUCGUUAUCGCAGUGGGUCGACGCCAGGAAAAUCUGGAUUCUUUCGUACGGGAAUAUGGCACGGCGAAAGCCGCAGCAUUCCAGUUUGAUAUCAGCAAGCUAGAUGCUAUUGCCGCCUUUGCAAAGAGUGUGACUGACUCCCAUCCUGAUCUGGAUUGUGUCUUCAUCAACUCGGGAAUCCAGCGGCAGUCGGUCUUCAGCGAGCCAAGUGAAAUUGAUAUAAAGGCGAUCCAGGACGAACUGACGGUAAACUAUACCUCCUAUGUCGCAUUAACCAAGGAGCUUCUACCUUUUUUUAUGUCCAAACGGGAUACACCAGUGUCGUUUAUCUUCACCUCAUCUAAUCUAGCCCUGGUUCCGAUCCUCCGAUGCUCAAACUACUGCGCGUCCAAAGCAGCUCUCCACCACUGGAUACUCUGCCUACGUGAGCAGUUGAAGGGAUCAAAUAUCAAAGUUAUUGAGAUCUUCCCGCCUAUUGUGCAGACCGAACUGCACGACGCGAAGCACCAGCCUGACAUGGGCGCACACGGGCAAUCUAUGGGCAUCCCAGCGGAUCAGUUCACUGAGGAGGCAAUGGAAAAGCUCCUGGCAGGGGAUGAACAGAUUCCCAUCGGCCUAUCUACUAUCGCUUUUAAUAGCUGGGAGCAGCAGCGCCAGCAAGCUUUCUUGAAGGUCGUUGAGAUGAUGAAGAAAGGUGGCUUCUAG